Oryctolagus cuniculus (rabbit) is the source of this 2388-nucleotide messenger RNA. It is a transcript of the gene VSIG1, whose product is annotated as V-set and immunoglobulin domain containing 1. Gene Ontology annotation, cellular component: basolateral plasma membrane; plasma membrane. The record is from RefSeq and is a predicted model, not a curated record. Lineage: Eukaryota; Metazoa; Chordata; Mammalia; Lagomorpha; Leporidae. Gene Ontology annotation, biological process: maintenance of gastrointestinal epithelium; epithelial cell morphogenesis.
CACAAAUCUGCUCUGAGAAAGGUUUGUACCCAAUAAGUAAGCCCGAAAAGGCAUGUUUGCAUGGUGAUGCCCAGCAGAUAAGCCUGGCGAACGUUGGUGUGAUUGAAGAAGCCAGUUUGAGACUCAGUCUAGCCCAGGCAAGCUACUGGCACCUGCUGCUCUCCACGAACCUGGACACAAUGGUGUUCGCAUUUUGGAAGGUCUUUCUGAUCUUAAACUGCCUUAUAGGUCAGGUUAGAGUGGUACAAGUGAUCAUCCCAGAGGGUUUUGUGAAUGUGACCGUUGGAUCUGAUGCCACCCUUGUCUGCCUCUACAAAACCACUGUGACCUCGCAGGACAAGCUCACCAUCCAGUGGUCUUUCUUCCAUAAGAAGGAAUUGGAGCCAAUUUCUAUUUACUAUUCUGAAGGCGGACAAGCUGCAGCCAUCGGGCGAUUUAAAGACCGAAUUAUAGGGACCAACAACCCAAGUAAUGCCUCUAUCACCAUCCUGAACAUGCAGCCAGCAGACAGUGGAAUUUACAUCUGCGAUGUUAACAACCCCCCAGACUUCGCCGGCAGAAAUCAAGGCAUUGUCAACGUCAGUGUGCUAGUCAAACCUUCUAAGCCCUUUUGUAGCAUCCAAGGAAGACCAGAAGCUGGCCAUGCUAUCUCUCUUUCAUGUCUCUCUGCACUUGGAACACCAUCCCCUGUGUACUACUGGUAUAAACUUGAGGGAACAAACAUCGUGCCAGUGAAAGAGAGCUUCAACCCAGCCACUGGGAUUUUGGAUAUCGGCAAUCUGACAAAUUUUGAACAAGGUUAUUACCAGUGCACUGCCAUCAACAUGCUUGGCAACAGUUCCUGUGAAAUUGAUCUAACCUCUUCACAUCCGGAAGUUGGGAUCAUCAUCGGUGCCUUAAUAGGCACCCUCGUAGGUGCUGCCAUCAUCGCCUCUGUGGUAUGCUUCGCCAGAAACAAAUCAAAGGCCAAGGACAGGAAGAGGAAUACUAAAGCCACCACAGAACUUGAACCAAUGACCCAAAAAACCCAACGUGCAGGGACUGAAGCCAUGCCGACUGAAGACGUUGUUCAGCUAGAAGCAGCUCUGCCACCUUCCACUCAUGAGACCGACCCUGCCACCAUCAUGGAACCAGACCAUGAGCUGGCCUCGGGGCCAGAAGGUGUCCAAAGACAGGGGCCUGUUCUGCAGCCUGAGCUUGAGAUCGAGCUAGAGCCAGAACCAGUGCUGGAGCCAGAGCCUGGGAUUGCAGCCGAAUCCCAGCGUGAUGAGAAAAAGCGAGUGGUCAAGCCAUAGGCUUGGGCCCCAAGUACAUCAUUCAUGAUCACUGCGGAACCCAUUACUGGUGUUUGGAAUUCAGUUCCCCUAACCAAUCCCCAUGUCCUCUCUCAGUUCUGACCAAGCCUCUUCUAACAAGGUGCUCAUCCUUACCAUGAUUCCAAAACAAAUGGGUCAAGAUAGCAACUAAAUAAAUGCAAGGGUUCCUGUAUGACUAGUAUAGAGUACUUACAACUGUAACUAACAUGCAUGCAUUACACAUGACAAGGCAAGUGAUUUCUAACUCAGUUGAAAGAAUUUUGCAUCAGCAUCUGUGUUAUAUUUCAUAAAAUCUUUUUUCUCUAUUUUUAGCUCGACUUGGUUACGUUCCACAUAUGUACAUGACAAGGUGGCAUUAAUGAAAUUCAAUAUCACUUCUAGGUGAGUUGUCAGGCUUCCCUAUUCAUUUUUGCACUUAGCACUAAGAGAACUCAACAGCAUUAUCUCAUUGAUUGGAAAAAAAGUUCUCCAAAAACAACAGAGGAGAGUUAGUAAAGGGUACCUGGUAAUUGUUACACAGCAUUUAAAACAAGGUCUUAUAAUUGACACCUCAUGUGUCAUGUUAGGUUUUCCAAGGAAUCACCCUCAUUCAUCUUCAAUAUCUAAGCAUAACAAGUUUCAAAAGAUCACCCAACUUUUAAAGGCCGGAUAAGGUAGAGGUAAAUGAUUUUAAAUCGCUUUCCCACAGUGAAUACAAAGUGUUGAUAUCAUAGGUGAUGUAGAAUUUGGCUUUGAAUAAGCUAUUAUGUUAUCAGUUGUGUCUGAUCUUAGCUACUCUGAAGGAGCAGACUAAGAAAGUGUUUUAAAUGAACAUUUAAGAUCUAUUUUGGAUUAUCUCGACUAUUUAAAUGAUCUGUGUCACUGUUGGUACCCUUCACAUUAAUGAAGACAUACCAUUUUUGUAGGAACACUAAAUAUUAACUAAAAUGCAUUGAUAUCACCUCUUUACCUGUUUAAAAGUCUUUUCAUGAUCAUAUUUCAUCCUCAUCCCACCUUGAAGAAAUUUACAGGUAGACUUACUUUUUUCAUUUGUGUAAUCAAUCUUUUAAGGCUCAAUAAAUAAUACUCAAUA